AUGGGUUACAAUAAUACCCCUUUUGUAGAAUGGCUUCUACACAGAGAGAAAGUAAAGAGAGAUCGGUGUAGAGGCGCUGAUGUUGACGAUGUUGAUCAUGGCAUUGAUGUCGCUGAUGUUGAUGAUGGAACUAAUGUUGAUGAUGUCGAUCAUGGCGCUGAUGUUGAUGAUGUCGAUCAUGGCGCUUUCUCUCAGUUCGGUGAAGUAAUCGAAUCGAAGGUCUGUUUGAUCUACACGUCGCAGAGAUCAGAUCUGUUCCGCGGAUCUGUUCCGAACGGUCAGGAUCUUGACGGGCACAACAUCACUGUCAAGGAGGCCCAGUCCCGCGGAAGCGGUGUUGGCGGAGACGGCGGGUUCCGCGAUGGUGGUGGUCAUCGUGAGGAUGGAUAUGGUGGUAGUGGAUGUCGCUGA
Camellia sinensis is the source of this 411-nucleotide messenger RNA. The record is from RefSeq and is a predicted model, not a curated record. Lineage: Eukaryota; Viridiplantae; Streptophyta; Magnoliopsida; Ericales; Theaceae.